UGAUGAAAAAAGUUUAUACAGUUCCAACACCAAGGGAGUAGAAGUCAAUAAUUCAACAAAAAAGUUAAUAGGAUAUAAUCAUGUAACAUUCAAAUAUAUAUAGUUAGAAAGUAAGGUUAAUUUGGGUAUAUUCCUGAUUAAGCUACAAAGAAAGAAUAGUCAUCAAAACCUUCCCGUCCAUAUUUAAUGUUUAAACCUUAAUUAGUAGAAGAAGUAGAUGAGAACAACAUGAAAAAGAUGAAGUUAUCUUUCCAUAACUCAAUAACUGACCUAUAAACUUUUGAAGAAUUAGCAUAAGAAUAAAAACCACGAGAAUCCACUCCAAAUUUAAACCAAACUCCUUCAGAAAAGACUAAGACUUUUGUUAGGUAGCUAUUAUUUAUAAUGAUAGUAGAAAGUCUAUGAAACACUUAACUCAGCUAUGA
Molecule: messenger RNA, 425 nt
Organism: Paramecium pentaurelia
Lineage: Eukaryota; Ciliophora; Oligohymenophorea; Peniculida; Parameciidae
Source: the annotation of a GenBank genome assembly